This is a messenger RNA of Synchiropus splendidus (mandarinfish), 1016 nucleotides long. RefSeq names its product ring finger protein 180a (gene rnf180a). The record is from RefSeq and is a predicted model, not a curated record. Gene Ontology annotation, cellular component: endoplasmic reticulum membrane. Gene Ontology annotation, molecular function: ubiquitin protein ligase activity; ubiquitin conjugating enzyme binding. Gene Ontology annotation, biological process: serotonin metabolic process; protein polyubiquitination; positive regulation of proteasomal ubiquitin-dependent protein catabolic process. The transcript has 4 exons. NCBI's taxonomy places the organism in Eukaryota, Metazoa, Chordata, Actinopteri, Syngnathiformes, Callionymidae. The coding region runs from base 1 to 732 and encodes 243 amino acids.
AUGGAAUUGAUGAGUCAAACUUUGACCUCGGCCGUGCUGCUCCCACCUGUUGCUCUCGGAGAGAAGAGGAUGAGCAAGAGGGAGAGAAACCGGCUGAAAUGCCUGAGGAGGAGGCAGAAGAGGAGAGAGAGGUGGAGGCAGAGUCAAGUGCACGACAGCAGACAGACGGUGAACCCUUCGAGCAGCAGCUGUAGCGAAGACGAGGAGGAAGCCAGGGUCGGAGAAAAAGACGGCUACAUCUGUGCCGUGUGUCUGGACGUCUACUACAGCCCGUACAUGUGCCACCCUUGCAGUCACAUCUUCUGUGAGCCCUGUCUCAGGACGCUGGCCAAGAACAGCCCGUCCAACACGCCCUGUCCUCUGUGCAGAACCAUCAUCACGCACGUCUUUUUCCAGAAGGAGUUGAACCAAACAACCAGAACUUUCUUCCCAAAGGAGUAUUUGUCCAGAAAACUCAAUUUCCAGAAGGCAAGCUGCGCAAAAUGGCCGCUUCCCAGUUGCAGGAAGCUCUUUCGGAUUUUGGGAGGUUUCCAGCAGCAGUCCAGCCCGGUCACACGGCGACAGUACCCCCGGGGAGGUGGCUACCGUCUGGAUGCUCUGGACCUCAGAAACAACUCCCGUGGAUGGCACUUGGACAUGGACAUGGUUGUCAUCUACAUCCACUCGGUGAACUGGGUCAUCGGUUUCUUUAUAUUCUGCUUCCUCUGCUACCUUUUUUUCCCUUCUUUCUGAAAGCUCGGUAAUGAGAAAAUGAUAGAGGAGCAGGGCGGAGUGAGAAUAAUGAUGAAUAAAUAAGAAGGCGGACUGAAGAGGGGACAUCAGUGGAGAGAGAAAAAUGAAUUUCCAACAGGUAUAGGAAUGAAUCCACUCUAACAACUUCCUCAAGUCACAUAAAGUUGACUUGACUGCUAAUAAAAAUUUGAAGCAAUAAAAUAAAAUCUCUAAAUGACAACUUCACUGAAGAAUAAUUAAGGAACAAUAUGGAGUAGUCAAAAGGCAGAAUCUACUUGCAGAAA